Molecule: messenger RNA, 898 nt
Organism: Panicum hallii
Lineage: Eukaryota; Viridiplantae; Streptophyta; Magnoliopsida; Poales; Poaceae
Exons: 2
Coding region: 244-582 (112 amino acids)
Source: RefSeq, a predicted model, not a curated record
UGCAGCCGAGUGAUAAAGCUAUGAAUCAACCGCGAACUGCACGCGGCAAACGCCCAACAAACAAAAAAUUUACAGCAGCGGCGGCGAAUCCUUCCAAACCCGGCGGCGAGAUCCACGCGGCGGCACGGCAGGCAGGCGGAGGCGCCCCCGCCCGCCUUCUUGCCGUGCGCGCCUCCCCUUCCCUUCCCCGCUCCCCGCGCACGCCGAGGCCCAGAAUUGGGGGCUCGGGGUCGGUUUCAAUUCAUGACGGUGCGGCCGGUGUGGGUGGUGUGGGUGGCGCGGGGGUCGGCGGCGGCGUGGCAGCGGGUGGCGUGCAACCCGGAGACGCUCCCGCCCGACCGCGUCCUCGCGCUGAUCUGCUGCGCGCCGCUCCACCUCCUCGCGCGCCUCGCCGCCUUCCUCUGCAUCCCCUUCCUCCCCGGGCCAGCCCGCGGCCCCCUCCGGCCCCGCCGCGACCGCCGCGUCUUCCUCGUCCUCCAGCCUCCGGAGCUUGCGCCGCACCCCUUCACCUACUCGUCCAACUCCUCCUCGUCCUCGUCUUCGGAGGAUGAGGCUGACGACAUCCACGAACACGCCGAUUGAGGUUGAGGUUAAGGCUCAGGAAGUAGUGAGAAUUUUGGGGCUUCAGAAGCGAAGAAUUCACACUCGCAUGUUGUACUGGAUGCUGAAAUGCUUGCCCUUCUGUCAAUUGGUUUUCUAGACUUGACAUUCUGAGAUUGUUCAUUGUUAAUAAGUCCAUAGGCCAGAAGCUCUGCAAAAAGGAUACCACCGGUUUAAGCUGUGAUUAUUGACUGUUGCAUUGUAUUUUAUUUAUUGAACUCAUCACGAGGUAGUAGCGUAAUGUAUCUCAUAUUUGUUGUUGUGCGCGAAAGUUGAAAUGCAAUUCCAUGUUUUUGAA